This is a messenger RNA of Ixodes scapularis (black-legged tick), 1376 nucleotides long. Its product is annotated as cysteine dioxygenase type 1. The transcript has 5 exons. Lineage: Eukaryota; Metazoa; Arthropoda; Arachnida; Ixodida; Ixodidae. Gene Ontology annotation, molecular function: cysteine dioxygenase activity; ferrous iron binding. The record is from RefSeq and is a predicted model, not a curated record. Bases 541 to 1179 code for a protein of 212 amino acids. Gene Ontology annotation, biological process: L-cysteine catabolic process.
ACAUAAAAGCUCACAGCUGUCUCUGCAGCAAAUGAAACAUACAUUUGCGCCGCGUCAACUGCAGCUGCUAACUUUUUUUUCUUCUUAAUUUUAAUUUACGUAUAAUUUGAUUUUUAAGUUUAGCGUGGGGUAUGUUGUCCAUCCAAACUUGUAUGGCAUUAUUGACCUAGACAGCCAUGCACGGAAAAGCGUUCGCGAAAGGAUUCGCGAAAACGCAAGCGGCGACGCUGAAAAAAAAGGCGGUUUCAGCCCCGCCAUGUCAGCCCACGCCGUUCGCAACGACACGUAAACAAGACCUGUUGCGGCGGCGAUGAACCACCGCUGCCGCGGGCGCAAGUCUACGCGGCGGACGUUCUUCCGAUUGGCCAAGGAAGACAGCAGACGUCGUGACGUCACGUCCUAUCUCGACUAUCGGGGCGACAUAAGCGAAAGAGAGGAGAGAGAGCGCGCCUUUCGGGAAGAGGGAAAGGGCGGCUUGUGCUCCGAAAGAAAAAUUCCGCCAUCCAGCUUGAGGAAAUCAGUGGCGAAGAACAUCCCCUCAUGGAGCUGACGGACGCCGGCAACUACAAGCCUCCGUCGGCCAGUUCGCUGGCCGACCUCAUUGAGCAGCUUCACCGCGUCUUCCAGUCGGACCACAUCAACGUCGAGUACGUCCACGACCUGAUGCUUUCGUACAAGAGCAACCCCAAGGAGUGGCAGAAAUACGCCAAGUUUGACAGGCACAGGUACACAAGAAAUCUGGUGGAUGAAGGCAACGGGAAGUUCAAUCUGAUGAUCCUCUGCUGGUCCGAGAAUCAGGGCAGUAGCAUUCACGAUCACGCAAAUGCUCACUGCUUUAUGAAGGUGCUUGCUGGACAGCUGAAGGAAGUGCGCUUCGACUGGCCCAAGGAGACUGAAGGGCCAGACUCUCCUCUGAAGAUGGGUGAAGAAAAUCUGUUGCCACUCAAUUCUGUGGCCUAUAUUAAUGACUCCCUAGGGCUGCAUCGUGUGGAGAACCCCAGCCACAGUGAGCAGGCAGUCAGCUUGCACUUGUACUGCCCGCCAUUUGACCAGUGCCUGAUGUUUGACCAGCGCACGGGACACAAGAGCGUCAGCAAGGUCACCUUCUGGAGCAAGUUUGGCGAGCGCACCCCUUUCAUGAUUUCAUCUUCUGAGCCAAUCCAGUAUGAAAACAACUGAAGAGAACAUCAAGUGGCACCAAUUUGAAGGAGGCAUGCUGCUCUCUUUCACAUGGCAACGGGAAAGACUAUGAAUCUUGAUGCAGUUUAGCACAAGUCCACACGGGUACAAGCACACACCAGACCAUCCAAUGAUCCAAUGGCUUUUCAUUUUGAAGUGAACGCAAAGGGUUAAUAAAAUUUAUGACAGCUUCCUUA